GCCUGGGGAGGCCUUUGAGGACCCGCUGCCUCGCUCCCUCAGCUUCUGGGCGGGUCCCAGCGGCCGCAGUAUGUGAGGAGGAACAAGAACAAGGAGGGGAAGAGUCCCCACUGAGCACUGAACACUUCAUUACGGAUAUGGUGCAUGGCCCAGGGAACACCUUGCUAUCAACUUUCCACACCGUGAUUAUAAAAGAUGAGUCUGGGAGUAUCCUGGAAACAGAAGACAGCGCUGAUCCCUUAAAAGAAGAAGAGGGAGAUGGAAACUAUUGCAUGGUGCAAGUGGCAGGGUCACCCACCCUGCACCCACCAGCCCUAGACUGCCAGCCUGGGACCGUCCUGGAAACCAGGGAUGGCACUGAUCCUGUAGAGGAGGAAGAUGGAGGUGGAAACCACUGCUUGGUGCAUGUAUCUGGGUCACCCACACUGCACCCACCAGCCCUGGACUGCCAACUCAACUAUACCACAAUGUGUGGGCCACUGCCAGCUUUCUUUCGCAACAUGAACUCUGUGUCCCAAGUCCCAGCAACUGAGUUUACCCAGGAGAUCCCGGAUCAGACACAGGAACGAGUUGAGGGGUAUUACCCUGACAGCACAGAAAAAGAGGCCAAGAAACAAAAAAUCCGUGGCAGCAGUGGUAUGUGCUCCCCAAAGACAUCCAGUGUUGCCCCAGGGGAUUUUUACAGCCUGGCUCAGCUCCAGGAUAUGAAUCUGAAUCUUGGCCAUGCAACCCGCAGAUCAGCCAGGUGUGCAGCAGCCAGCACUGCAGGUCGGCAGUCCUACAGGGUUUCAUUGCAGGAAACUGGAGGUGGUCAGGGUGUGUCCAAGGAGAAAAAAAUGCCACCAGAGAACCCAGAAGAACCUCUGCUGCCUGUAAGGAAAAAAACACGCACCUUCUAUAGUGCAGAGCAGCUAGAGGAAUUGGAGAGGAUGUUCCAGGAAGACCAUUACCCUGACAAUGAAAAGAGGCGGGAGAUUGCUGCUACUGUUGGUGUAACGCCACAGCGCAUCAUGGUCUGGUUUCAGAAUCGCAGAGCAAAGUGGCGAAAAAUGGAGAAACUGGCAGUGAAAGGGAACAAGAAAUGCCCAGCAUCAUCAACUUUGUCAGUUCCUUCGGGAGCAAGCACUUGUGGGCCAUCUCUCCUGCCUAUGCCUCCUUUGCCUGACAUCAUUCAUGAGCAGUCUGCCAUGCUCAACAUGGAUGCCACCGUGGGAAACUAUCCUAACAUGCUCAGUGGGCAUCCUGCAUCAUUCGUCUCCUCAUCAGUCUCUUCGGUAACUGGAGCGGUGACGUGUUGUGAGGCAGGUCAGACAAAGGCACUAUCCCAGGGCAGCUUUGGUCCCAACAGAAUGGAGUGCUUCCCCGCAAUGCCCAGCCCUCCGCCCAUUCGCAGGACCAGCCUCCCUCUCAAUAUGACCUUCAACCCAAACAAUCACAUUGUUCCAUUGAUGCUGGACACUCCUAACAGUGAAUGCAGCCCCUCCAGUCAGGACAGCAUCUCCAGGGAAGUCCUCGCUUACAGCUUCCAGAGUCAAGGUGUCAACUCUCCAACCUCCUGCAAUUACCCUGAACAGCUGGAGCCCACUGCCAACCUAGAGACCCCAUACUAUCACUACAGUAACCAGCCUGGAACCUACCAGCUGCCCCAGUAUCCCCAGCAGCACCAGCUCUCCCAGUUCCACCACCUUCCAGUUCCCCUGGCCAGCAAUGUGCUGCCUAAUGUCCGCCUCACACCUACCACUCCCAAUGAAUCCAAUUCAGCUUUCUUCACCGUGGCUGGCAAUAGUGGGGUUGUGACCUGUGGUGCAGCAGGUGCCUCACGAGGGUAUUUACAGCACCACAUAGGGGGACAGAUCCUGUUACAGCAGCCUGCUGGGAGCUCAGGACAUGGGGAAUCAGGUGCUUAG
Messenger RNA from Pelodiscus sinensis (Chinese soft-shelled turtle), 1907 nucleotides. NCBI's taxonomy places the organism in Eukaryota, Metazoa, Chordata, Testudines, Trionychidae. The record is from RefSeq and is a predicted model, not a curated record.